AUGCUGUCCAAGACCCUGUUCAUCCUCGCCUCAGCUGCCACUCUAGUCAACAGUCAAUUCGACCCGAAAUCAGUUCCAUAUACUACAAGAGAGGCUUGGUGUAACUCCCAAACAUCCGCAUGUCCCCUUCUUUGUCUACAACUACCAGGAGCCUCGGGCUCACCAACAUCAAACACCUGCUCAGCCGACACACUACUCUACUACUGUCUAUGCAGCAACGGCGUCACUCCUAACGCCACCGAAUAUUCCCAGACGAUCCCCUAUUACACCUGCACAGAAACCAACAACCAAUGCGUUACCAAAUGCGACGGUGACUCGACAUGCCAAAAUAAAUGCAGAGUAGACAACCCAUGUGGAGCACAGGAUCCCAAGCGUGUUAAUAUCACUACUACCGCUAAAUCUGCUUCUCCUACUGCAACACAGACCCCUGUCAAUACCCUUGUUAACGGCAAUGGAGCUACUGGUGCUGCUCCACGCAUGGCUUCAAUUGAUAUGAGUCAUGUCUAUGGGCUUUGUGUUUUGGUUGGUGGGUUCGUUGCUGGAUUUGCUACUCUCCUGUAG
Molecule: messenger RNA, 561 nt
Organism: Penicillium coprophilum
Lineage: Eukaryota; Fungi; Ascomycota; Eurotiomycetes; Eurotiales; Aspergillaceae
Exons: 3
Coding region: 1-561 (186 amino acids)
Source: RefSeq, a predicted model, not a curated record